CCCUCGGGAGCAGCUAUGCUAGGCAACUCGGCGCCCAGGCCUGCGGCGCGCGAUGUGGGCUCGGCCCUGCCCUCUCUGCCGCCGGAAGACCAGGACAAUGUCAACCCUAAGAAGGUGGCGUCCGCCCAGCAGCCGCGGGCGCUGAAGGCUGGGAACGCGCUGUAUCCCGCGCUGCAGCAGAGGCCCAAGACGCGGCGGGUUGCACCACUUAAGGACCUUCCCAUAAAUGAUGAGCAUGUCACUAGGGCUCCUCCUUUAAAAACAAGCGAUAAACAGCCUAGAUUUACCAUUCAUGUGGAUGAAGCAGAAGAGGAACCUCAAAAGAGACCAACAGAGUCUAAAAAAACAGAGUGUGAAGAUGUCCUGGCCUUUAAUACUGCCGUCGCUUUACCUGGAACCAGAAAACCAUUGGUACCACUUGAUUAUCCAAUGGAUGGUAGUUUUGGAUCACCACACACUAUGGACAUGUCAAUUGUAUUAGAAGAUGAAAAGCCAGUGAGUGUUAAUGAAGUACCAGACUACCAUGAGGAUAUUCACACAUACCUUAGAGAAAUGGAGCUCAAAUGUAAACCUAAAGUUGGAUAUAUGAAGAAGCAGCCAGACAUCACUAACAGUAUGCGGGCCAUACUUGUGGACUGGCUAGUUGAAGUGGGAGAAGAAUAUAAACUCCAGAAUGAGACCCUGCAUUUGGCUGUGAACUACAUUGAUCGAUUCCUCUCAUCCAUGUCUGUGUUGAGAGGCAAGCUUCAGCUUGUAGGCACUGCUGCUAUGGUGCUGGCUUCAAAGUUUGAAGAAAUAUACCCCCCAGAAGUAGCAGAGUUCGUGUACAUUACAGAUGAUACCUAUACCAAGAAACAAGUGCUGAGAAUGGAGCACCUAGUUUUGAAAGUCCUUGCUUUUAACUUAGCUGCACCAACAGUAAAUCAGUUUCUUACCCAAUAUUUUCUGCAUCAGCAGCCUGCAAACUGCAAAGUUGAAAGUUUAGCAUUGUUUUUGGGAGAAUUAAGUUUGAUAGAUGCUGACCCAUACCUGAAGUAUUUGCCAUCACUUAUUGCUGGAGCUGCCUUUCACCUAACACUCUACACAGCCACAGGACAAAGCUGGCCUGAUUCACUAGUACAAAAGACCGGAUAUACCCUGGAAAGUCUUAAGCCUUGCCUCAUGGACCUUCACCAGACCUACCUCAAAGCACCACAGCAUGCCCAACAGUCAAUAAGAGAAAAGUACAAGAACUCAAAGUAUCAUGGUGUUUCUCUCCUCAACCCACCAGAGACACUAAAUGUGUAAGAGUGAAAGACUGCUAAAAUGAAAAUUAUCCAAAGCCAAUGUUGUAUAGUUCUUAUCUUGGGUUUUGAUUUCACAAUUAUUUCUGAAUGUCAAUGUUACAGCCACACUCAAAUUAUGGUAAUCUCUUACUUUUAGUGGUUUUGAAUUUGUAUAUCUUUUG
Jaculus jaculus (lesser Egyptian jerboa) is the source of this 1447-nucleotide messenger RNA. RefSeq names its product cyclin-A2-like. Gene Ontology annotation, cellular component: cyclin A2-CDK2 complex; cytoplasm; nucleus. The record is from RefSeq and is a predicted model, not a curated record. Gene Ontology annotation, biological process: regulation of cyclin-dependent protein serine/threonine kinase activity; mitotic cell cycle phase transition. Gene Ontology annotation, molecular function: cyclin-dependent protein serine/threonine kinase regulator activity. NCBI's taxonomy places the organism in Eukaryota, Metazoa, Chordata, Mammalia, Rodentia, Dipodidae. Bases 16 to 1287 code for a protein of 423 amino acids. The transcript has a single exon.